GAUACACGAAAAUAAUUAAGUGUAGUAAUAGUGAGGAUUUUGACAGGAUUUUGACUGAGAAAUGCUAGAAUUUGCUCGUUUAGAAUGCCAAAACGCAAUAAUAGAGUUCCGAAAGAAUCUGAUCGAGAAAGAAGACCUCCAGAAUUGACGCUAGCAAGCUUUCUGAGCGGUUCCUUGGCUUCGCAAACUUCAGUUGUCAGCGAAGGAGCUUCUUCCUCAGAUCAACUGGAUUUUGUAGGAACGAGGUCAACUUCAAAAGAGGAGGAAAAAACAAACGAAACUAUUGGAUUUGCCGUCAAACGCACAAAGAAAGGGAAGAUUCCAAUUUCGUACGAAAAUCGCGCCAAAGGGAAGAAGGUCACAGUUGUAAGUAACGUUACCGGCGAUCCUGGCAUUUUAUUACAAGAACUUAAGAAGAAAAUCGGAGCUGGUGGAGUCGUUAGAGGGGAGACUGUGGAGAUACAGGGAGAUCAUCAAGUUUUGGUGGAGAAGUUUUUAACUGGCCAUCCCUGUUUGAAAUAGAAGCCUUUAUUGGAGAGUACAAAAAUUUCCUGUCCCCCUACCCGCUGGAGAACAUUUUUAUCUACCCACAGAUCCAUGCGCGUCAAAACUCAAGAUGGCUGCCGACAUGACUUAACAAAUUUUGGACGAUUUUGCGCGAAAUUUGGUUGCAUUUGAUUGAAAUGAAACUGAGAGCUGUCUUGAAUAAGCGUAGAGAAGUGCUCGAAUUGUCAGGAGAUGCAAUAACCUUGAGUCACUGUCGCCAAGCUGUCCAAAGAAAAUUUGGUUUGAGGUAAUGACGACACAAGCGCACUGCAUUAUUUUUUUUUAAUUUGUUUUGAAUAUUCAGUAAUUUCUAAUUCUUGUUGAAAUUUUCAGAGAAAACAGCUUUAAUCUGAGCCUGAAUGGGAAAGAUAUUUUAGAGAAUGACUCUGUACUCCUCAGAGACCUGGGAAUAGUAAAUGGUGACUUGAUCCACGUUCUGCUCAACAACGAUGAGGAAGAAAUAACAUCAGAUAACCUUAGUGUUCCUGGUUCUUCAAGAUCUACUGUGCAUAGUACUCGCACACCCUCCUUUCACUCCACAGAACCGGUAGCUGGUCCAUCCCAGGUAAAGUGAUUUGUUUUAACUCUUUCACUCCCAAGAUUUCAUUUGUAAUUCUCCUUACUGUGAGCCAUACAAUAAUCUUAUGAUCAAUAUUAGUUCAGAGAAAUUGGUAUUGGAUCAACCCUUAACCCUUUAAUUUUAGUUUUUCUAUAUUCUCAUCACUUGUCUGCUUGAUAUUGUAUUGAUAUUGUAAGGAGAAAUGCUGUUUUGGUCAGUCAUAAGAGUUAACUAAGAAGGGUUUUAACCCUUAAAAUCCAAGCACAGGUAGUUUCUAGCUAACCCUUCAUCAACAAGUGUGUUCUAAGUUGUCUUGCUCUGUUUGCUGGAAGGUCAAUUUCUCUGGAAAUGUAAAACAAGAUCAAUCAAACAGCAGAUUUGUUUCCAUUAGUUCAACCCUUUACUCUCAGAAGUGAUUAACAUAUAACUUCUCCCCAUAAUAUCCAUACAGGAUCUAGCAAACAGGUCAUGAGAUUACUCGGACUUAUCAGGUUUAAGUUGUUACAUUGAUCUAACACCAACUUCUCGUAACUAAUUUACGAAGAAAUGAGUAGUAGAAACAGGGGAGAAUUUACAAUCAGAACUUGGGAGUUAAAGGGUUAAAAAUGUAUUUAUUUUUUCAAAAAUUUUUUUUUUUGCGCCAUUAAUGUAGGCAUCAAAGUGUUUUCUUGAAUUUGUCCUAACUGUUUUUGUUAUGUAUAUGGGCACUAGGCAAGGUCAGUGUUGUCUACACAUGGAAAACAACAUGAUGAACAGAGUAAAGAAAAAACCAGAGAGGUAGGAACUGAAAAUGUUCAGCAUCGUCCAGGAUCUUUUUCAUUUGUGUCAAGUGCAGGAUCUGUGUCAUCUGUCAGAUCUCUGGUUCUUUGUCGGGAAGGAAUUCCACCUAUGUUAGAAGACUUAUAUAGAGCUACAGGGGUUGGAACCAUUCACCAGGCUGCAUGGGUUGUUAUUCGUGUUUUGAUGUUAGAGACUGGUUUUAUCUGUGAGUCAGAGGUAAGUUGUAAUUGCAUUUCAGAUCAAAUGCAACCCUUGGUUAAAUGUGGUUUCUAUAAAUUACCAUAUUAUUAUUUGUGGAAUGAUCUUCCGGGCUCUAUCAGAAACACCCAAUCUUUAAACAAGUUUAAGAAGGCCAUUAAAACUUUUUUAUUUGCCAAAGCUUUUUAAUUCUUUGUAUCUAAUUUCAUAUUUUUACAUCUUCUUAGUGAUCAGUUUUAUUUAUUUAUUUAUUUUUUUAAUUUUUUUUUUUUUUUUUUUUUUUUAGUUUUUUUGUAUCUAUGUAGGGGUUGAGUUUUUAACAUUUAAUUGUAAUGCGCAAUUGAAAAUUCUUAUAUUGAUAAUUGUGCAAUAUAAGUCUACAAAUUAUUAAAUUAUUAUUAUUAUUUUUUUUUUUAUUACUAUUAUUAUUAUUAUUAUUAUUAUUAUUUGAAAUGUGAUGGCUCAAUGAUAAUGGGUGGAGAGGUUCCUGUUUGAGGCCUGACUGGAUCAUUGUGUUGUGCUGUGUUCUUGGGCAAAACAGUUUACUUUUUAAGUAAUUUGGUAUUAGGAACUCAGGUGUUAAUGUAAAUUGGCCAGUGUAAAGAUUUUCAAAGCUGACAUUUUGAGCGUUACACCCUCGUCAGAGCAAAUAGAGAAACUCUUUACGUUGGCCAAUUUAUGUUAUCAACUCACUUGAUAACACUAAAUUACGUUGUUAACAAACCAACAAUCAAAGCAAAAAACAAAUAAAAACAAUAAGAUGCAAAGAUAUAUACUCUUGCCUAUCAUUUCUGCUAUGCCUGGACAAAAAUAUCAACCAAGCCUUGUGUACAAUGCAGAAAAACCUUACAGAUUCUACAGACUUUGCAAAUCAACAUUCACACCCUUUUGCAUCAACAGAGAUUCUGAACUCACAAUGUGCACUAAGAAUUAACUCAGACAGCAGUUACACCAACAGUCUGUCAUGUAAAAGAAACUAAAGCUUCUUUGGGCAUUAAUCCUCAGGAACCAACAGAAAUGGGGAAAGUGAAGGAACUGAACAGAGAUGAACCUUCUAAGGCAUGGAAGACAGGUGGUGUUGUUAAAGUGAUGUACACACAUUCAUCGUGUCCUGGUUUAACCUGCUCUCUGACGUGCACCUCUCUUGGUCCGUUCAUGAUGCUACAUGGUGAGCACUCAUCAUUGUUGAAUAUUGUUGUCAGGGUACAGAUAUACAAUUAAAUAUUUUCUUUCUUGCUCUUAGGUCACACUAAUUCAGUUGCAAAAAGUGACAUUUAUCAAUGCAAGUUACAACCAACUGACUUUGUCAGGGGAAAUGUGGAUCUCAAAACAAGUGGUGAGUGCUAAUAUACAUAAGGUACUACUAGCAGUGAUGUUGUGAAUAGAUCAGUAUCAGUGCUCCAAGGUGAAAGCCUUUUGAGGCCCAUGCUAGCUAGAAAAAUUGGGCUUCUAAAUUUACAAUGCUAGUCAACUUGAGUUCAGUGAUCAUUUAGCAAGUUGUGAUGUUUUAUAUCCUAGUUUUUGUUCUCAAAGUAAGAUAAACAUUUUCAUAAAAUAUCACUCAUACUCUGUUGCUUUCUUUUAUGAAAAUUUGCCCCUUUUUCCUUGGAUAUGAAGAAAGGAUUUGGCAAAGAAUUACUAAAUUCAAUUUCCUGAUUUUUAUAAUAGCACAAAUAGGGAAACUUAGUAUUUUACAGUCAGUGAUAAUUUCCCUUUUUUUUAUCAUUUUCUACAGGAGCCUUGUCAGUGUAUUAUAACCUUCAUCGGCUGUCAAGGUUAUUUAAGGAUCAAGUUGCUUAUCCAUUGUUGUCCUUUAUGAGAGCUGGUGAGGCAGUUUUCCUGUUUCAGUGGUUGGUUUUGUUAGGUUAAUCUUUUAACUUUGAAAAGUGAUUGACAUUUCACUUCUUGCUGUAACAUGCAUAUGUCAUCCAGCUAACAGGUUAUGAGAAUACUCCAACUUAUCAGGUAGAAAUUGUUGUCUUGAUCUGAUACCAAAUUCUCAUAACUAAUUUACUUGGAGAUGUGUAGCAGCUAGAAGGGAGAAUUUACAAUUAGAUCUAGAGAGUUAAAUGGUGAAUAUUGAUUCCAAAACUUCAUGAUAUAUAUGAUAAAUAAAUUCAUGUACAUCCAUACAGUUGUAUGUGCUUAAUGCGCUAAAAAACUCAUGCAAGGUGCAAAUGAAAUGCUUGAAAGAACAACUGGCAAGUGAGAUUCAAGUUUAGAACCUAAAGAUACAAAUGGUUCACUUAGGAGUCGCCAUUUCUACCAAAAGAAAUGAUCAACAAAUGGUUUCAAUUUGCUUGAUCUUUAUUUAUUGAAGGUUUUAGGUGCUUUUGAGACCUUACACAACCCAGUGCAUUCCCUCUGAAAGCAGUGCUCCUGUGUAUAUGUGCCACACCUACAGUUUUCAGCUCAAUGCAGCUUUUACAUAAAAUUUUUAUGGUAUUUUAUGAACAAUUUUAUAGUAAGUUAUGAUUAAUAAAAUAUCUUCAUGAUAUUGUUUUCUGACUAGGAUCUUAUUUCACUCUAAUUGUUAAUGAGGUAUCAUAGAUAUCACUAAGUCUUCUUUUUUGUAGUUUUGAUGAUGUGACAAAUUUGGUGUAGCUUAAAAUUUUUUCAAACUUUCUUAUUUAUUUCUGUCAUGUUAUUAUUUUACAGCUCUAGGACUACCACAGUUAUGUGGUUUUAUGGCUGUACCUGCAGAAGUUAAGGUACACAAAAUAUUUUUUCUUUUUUAGUAGUUUGUAAAUCUCUUGGUAAAGUGUAGCUCUAAUGAUAUCUUUGACAUGUCAAGAGACAAGUAGAAUAUUUUUCAUUGGGCUAAGGUCAUGAUCUUGUGGUAGGAUUGGUGGAUUUCUCUCCAUGUUGUUUGUGUGCCCUUUGGGAUGAGAUUUACAGUAAAUGUCAGGCAUUGAACUCUAGAGCUUACAUGCUUCUGAAAAUUACAACUUUGCUUGAUCAAUAUGGCAAUUUAUACAGAAACUAAAACAUAUACUUUGUUCUUCUCAUGAUUUCCUUAUUGAAAACAUUUUUUUUCCCUUUCAGCUGAUGAUUCUUGGAAAUCUUCCAGUUCAGAGCAUUAUAAAUGUUUCUUGCACUUGCAGAGAACUGAGAUCUCUUUCAAGUGAUUCCACAUUAUGGCAGCACCUUGUGUUGAGAGAUUUUGGUAAGAUGCAGCUUGAGAUAAAAAUUGGGUGCCUUUGUCCCCCUUCCUUCAAAGAAGGUCACAAAAAUAAAGGGAGUGAUCUCCAACUAAAGAAGCUCUUGAUUUUCAAACAAAUUAUCCUCGUCAGCACUUUAGGAAAUUUACAGACAACAACAGGAAGAAUGUGCAUACCUAUUUAUGGGGUGUAAAUAGUUAACAACAUUCAGAGCAGACAUAGCUGUGAGGAUUGCUGUGACUUUGCUGUACUUCCCUUUGUGAAAACUCACACCAUCUUCUCAAUCAAUCAGAUUCAAACUAAAACCUUACUGGUUCCUUGUGGAAAUAUCUUCACCUCUGAUAAGUGGUUGUGAAUACUUUGUUUUUGGUUCAAACUUAAUCAAACUGUCAAUCAGAUUCAAACUAAAACCUUAUUGGUUCAAAUAUCUUAAUCAAGUGGUUAUCAAUACUUUGUUUUUGGUUCAAACUAUCAAAGAUUCCUAAAACCUUAUUGGUUCCUUGUGGAAAUAUCUUCACCUCUGAUAAGUGGUUGUGAAUACUUUGUUUUUGGUUCAAACUUAAUCAAACUAUGCCCCACAUCUUGAUUUCAGAUGCAAGUGUUAAGGAACAAACCAGAAGCUGGAAGGCAGUAAGUAUUUUGUAUUCGCCCUUUAACUCCUAGAGUUGAUUAACAUGUAACUUCUCCCUAUAAUAUCUGUACACUAUCCAGCAAAUAAGUAAUGAGAAUAAUCAAAAUUAUCAGGUAGAAGCUGUUAUCUUGAUCUAAAACCAAAAUUCUCAUAACUAAUUUAAAAGGAAAUAUGUAGCAGAUAGAAGGGAGAAUUAGCAAUCAGAUCUUGGGAGUGAAAGGGUUUACUCCAUGUUCUCCAAACUAUGAGUGAUUGUUGAAAAUUAAUAACCAAUUUUAUUAUAUCUCUCAGUUAAUAUGUGGGCUAUGAUUGGUCAAUUAGCAGGCUGUAUGUCACUGUACAGCCCACUAAAUUCAAAAGUUGGUUUUAAUUUACCAUAUUUUAACCCAGAGAUAUAAUAAACAUCUUGCUAGCUUUGAUUUCUUGGUCUCUACUGUAAGUUACAGAACCUUGUUUCUUUGUUAACACCUUGGUUUGUUGUCAUUAGUACAUUCUGAAAGGUGUGUGUAUCCCAAAAGUCCUGUAAGGUUCAGCACCCAUAACAGUUUUCACAACUCAAAAGCUAAUAAAGGAUGAAAAAGCAGACAGAAUGAAUGCAAGCCUAGUGGGAAAACUUAAUUCUUCUGAAGCUUUCCUUGGUUCACUGUGCAUUUAGUGUCUUGGAAUAUUGCUACUCCCCUUAGAUGGGAAGCCAAUCACAGGAUUCCUCCCUGCAUUUCAUAUCAUUUCAGCAGUUCACUGGUAGCCAUUUAUACUCACAGGUGGAGGGAGAGGCACUUCAAGUGUUCAGUGUCUCACCCAAUCACACAACAUAAUGACUUAACCAGGUCCUGAGUCAAAAAUCUUUUGUUAAGAAGACCUGUUCAUCAAUCUAUGCACUACCAACUAUGUCUCCCACAAACAAAAUAAAGGAAGUGGUAAAUUUUUUCAUGAAAAGUGUAUCAUUAAUUUGACUUUUAUUGACUCUUGCAGACAUACAUUCAUUUGUACAAACAGAGGAAAACCCAGGAGCAAAUGAGGAUGCAAGUUAUGGUACCGCCUCAUGGAAUAUACCCCCCUGAUUAUGGUUUAGGUGCACAGCGUUACAGGGGGGACACAUUUCCACCUGGUAUAAUAGGUAGGUGGAACACUUUGUGCCACUUUUACAGCACUUUUUACGCUGGUUUUGGUAAUCAGACAUGCAAAAGGAAAAUUCAAAUACUAGGAAUAAAAACAACACCCAUCAAAUGGCAAUAGCUAAACAGCUACAUUAAAAAAAUUCAUUUUUUUUUGUGUGGUAUUUAAUCUAUUUUUUUUUAGUUUAGGCUAUGAAUUUGCUGCUUAACCCUUCAAUUCCUAUGAGUGACCAAGACAGAAUUUCUCCUUACAUUAUCAAUACAAUAUCAAGCAGACAAGUGAUGAGAAUAAUAAAAAACGAGUCCAAUCAGGGAAUUACUAGUUGAUCCAAUACCAAAUUCUCUGAACUAACAUCAUAAGAAUUCUAUGAGAGGCUGUGAGGGGAAUUACUUACAAGAACUUGAGAGUGAAAGGUUUUCAGGUUAAGUUGCCCAUUUGGCAUCCCGCUCAGUUUGGCCAUCAGGUAGUUUGCUUAAAUGUUGUUGUUGCCUAGUGCUGAAAAUGAGUCUCUGGGGUUCUCAUUUGACUUGUAGCUCUUGGUACUAAAGGCUCAUUUCUUUCAGGUGGGCACAGAGAUCUUUUUCCAAAUCUACCAUUUAUGCCUGGCGGCAUUAAUCCAACACCUGGCAUCUCUCCAGGGACUGGUUUGCCACGACCUCGAUUUGACCCUUUUGGACCCUUACCAGACAUAAAUCAGAAUCCUGGGCCAUCGCGACGAGGGAGACAUCCAGAUCGACACUUUAAUCCUUCAAGAGGCUUCCCUCCUGGAUUCUUGUAGAGUGACACUAUUGGGUGCAUUCUCUUGAAAAAACAAAUUACACACUAAACCACCAUGUCAAUGUUCAGCACAUGCUUCACAUCCCCUGAGUCAUCAGUGUGGAGCUGUGUGUCACAAUAAAUCAUUUCCAGUUCUGUUGGACAAUUUUCACACACUAGGGAUUUAGAGCAGUCAUGAUACAAUGCUGAGAGACGUUGAUUUAAAAGGGAGUAAUGUAUUUUGUUAGAAUUUUGCGAAAGGAUGGAUGUGUUUACCACUCUCUUACAGAACCACACCUCAAUAUCAGCAUUGCAAAUGGAAACUUAAGGAAUUUCUGUUCUCAGGCUAUGCAGAUUUUGGUUAUUUCACAUUGUUGUUUUGUAGGGGACAGCCAUGAAAUGUAAAAGUGUUCAAGUGCAGAGAUGGAGCCAUUGUUAGAUGCCAAUUAGAUCCUUUGUUUUGCAAUAUCCUCAAUGCCAUUACUGUCAUCAUUUGCUUGAGCUCCCUUCUGUGUUUCUUAGUGUGGCAUUCAAGCUUUGUUACUUUUUCAAAAUUAGUCAUCUCUUGACUAAUAUGUUUUCCCAAUUUUAGCAUCAAAGGAAAAUAUUGGUUGACAGAUUUUAAAAAAACAUUCUUGGAGAGAAAUGUUAUCCUUUAUAUGAAACCAAUGUAGUCGCCUCAGGAACAUCACCAUGGUUACACUGAGGAAUAGACAGCUGUGAUUACUGUUAGCAGUACAUUCCCAGAUCAUAAAAAUGAGUUAUGCUGUAGGAACUUGUGUGAUCUUUCUCAGAUGAUUUAGUGCUUUCUUAAUGAAGAUUUCAAACCUGAGGUUACAAAUAAAAUGUUUUAUUUUAAAAUUAAAUGUUAAAUUCUGUGAGUCAUAGUUUUGUCACCACCUGAAUACAAAGUUUUCAUUACAUGUUCAGGACUAUUAACUUUUUCGGAGGGGAGGAAACUAAUCCAAGUAAAAAUAUGAAAAUCUCGAAACAACAAAUUGUUUGAAGACCAAAACAUUAUUAUACACAUCCACACCAAAAGAGUCUUUAAUUUUUACAUGAAGAGG
Molecule: messenger RNA, 8814 nt
Organism: Pocillopora meandrina
Lineage: Eukaryota; Metazoa; Cnidaria; Anthozoa; Scleractinia; Pocilloporidae
Source: the annotation of a GenBank genome assembly